Messenger RNA from Staurois parvus, 732 nucleotides. NCBI's taxonomy places the organism in Eukaryota, Metazoa, Chordata, Amphibia, Anura, Ranidae. The record is from the annotation of a GenBank genome assembly.
AUGUUCUAUGUUUUCUUUGGCUUGGGUGCAUCUCUGAAGUGGGUGGCUGGCCCAGCUAAUGUAUUGCUUAUUGCAUUAGCAUUUGGUUUUGCACUGGCCACUAUGGUCCAAUCUAUUGGCCAUGUCAGCGGUGCUCAUAUUAACCCAGCAGUCACUUUUGCCUUCCUUAUCGGCUCACAGAUGUCCCUGUUCCGUGCCAUUUUCUACAUUGCAGCACAACUGCUAGGAGCAGUAGCCGGAGCUGCCGUUCUGUAUGGUGUCACUCCUGCAGCAAUCCGUGGCAACAUGGCCCUUAACACGCUCCAUCCUGGUGUAAGUCUUGGCCAGGCAACAACAGUGGAGAUUUUCCUCACCCUCCAAUUUGUGCUUUGUAUCUUUGCCACCUAUGAUGAAAGGAGGAAUGGGCGCUUGGGAUCUGUGUCUUUGGCUAUUGGAUUUUCUCUCACCUUGGGACACCUCUUUGGGUUGUAUUACACUGGUGCCAGUAUGAACCCUGCAAGAUCAUUUGCUCCAGCAGUACUCACUAGAAAUUUCACCAAUCAUUGGGUCUAUUGGGUUGGCCCCAUCAUCGGUGGAGCACUCGGAGGUCUUGUGUAUGAUUUCAUCCUCUUUCCAAGAAUGAGAGGGCUGUCAGAGAGACUUUCAAUCCUUAAAGGAGCUCGACCUGCAGAGCCUGAAGGCCAGCAGGAAGCAACGGGAGAGCCUAUAGAACUGAAAACACAAUCUCUAUAA